Messenger RNA from Linum trigynum, 5915 nucleotides. The record is from the annotation of a GenBank genome assembly. NCBI's taxonomy places the organism in Eukaryota, Viridiplantae, Streptophyta, Magnoliopsida, Malpighiales, Linaceae.
AUUACUAGAAUGGCUAGUUAAAUUUUUUCAAUAAAAUAAAUUAGUAAAAACAAUAAAUGAGUAUCAAGAAGGAAUAAUAAAAAUACUAGAGGAUACUAAUAAAUAUUUAAAAUCAAUAUUAGAAUAUCUAUUUAAACCCUUAAUUCAAUUCAAAAGCAUCACUAAAAAUAGUUAAAAUAGAACAUAGUUGACCGUUAGUACAUCAAGACUAAAGAAAGAUAAAUGGAACACAAUCACAAAGAUUUGACCAUAUUCCAGAAAUUGGAAAAAAAUAGAGCAAAAAUAUACGAAAAGUAACCAAGAAAUAAGUAAACUAUAAAGCUACAAUAUUUAGUAACAUAUCUAGAAAAUAAAAUAUGGAGCAUCUAUAAUAUAAUAUUAUAAAAUUACAAGGAGAUUUAAAAUGGAAAAUUAGACAACAUCAACAUGAUAUAAGAGAACUAAAUAUAACAUCCUCAGAUUACUUAUAUCGAGUCAGAAGUCAUAGGAUGCAUUUGUUUUAGGGAAUAAUUCAAUUAUUAGAAGACGUAAUGAUAAUUAAAAAUACUUAUAAUGAUAAUUUAUUCUAAUUUUUCUACUCAAAGUUGGUUUGUUAUUAUAGUUUUCAAAAGAGAAUUCCAACGAAAAAAUAAAAAAAAUGAUGAUUUUCAUAAGUUCAAAAGGUGUUUUACAAUAAGAAAAGUAGAAAGACCAAUUCUGAAAUUUAGAAAACAGAAUAUUCCAAAAAUAUUCUGUUAACUUUUACAGAAUGCACUUAAUAUUUAACUUAAGUGGUACUGAGUGCACAUAUAAUUGAGUUCAGUGUGAUGCCCUAUUCUUACUUAAGUGGUAUGAAAUAUUAUGUUAACUUUUACAGAAUGCACUUAAUACUUAACUUAAGUGGCACUGGAUGCACAUAUAAUUGAGUUCAGUGUGAUGCCUUAUUCUUACUUAAGUGGUAUGACUCCCCCAAUUCUUAUACUUAAGUUAUAUCCGAAGUAUUUUACCCCACAGAACAGUAAACAAAUGUGUAGAAGCCCAUCCUUGUAACUUUCAACUUAUGAAAAAUAAUAACUUUUAACCUAUAACAAAUAAUCUGUAUUCAAAUAAUAACAAUACAAACUAUAACCAAAUGGAAUACAUACUACAUGGUAUAGAAAUUUAUUUGAAAAAAAACAAAGUGCAAUGACUAAGAAGGCCAUUAACUCUUCUAGAAACUAUUUGGAUUUCCCACAAAAAGAAAAAGGGUUUGAUUUUAUUUAUGUUUUUAGAAGUUCAUUAAACCGUGUGCUACCUAAAAUUUUAAUAUUAUUUACAAAACAACACGAUGGGGGUAGUCGUUUUCAUAUUUUUAUUAUAUAUUGUAGUAUUUAUAGGUAUAAAUUUCUUUACUUUUUUAUCGAGAAUAAAGAGACGUAAUCAAUUAAAUUAUUUCAAUAGAAUAUAAUGCUUGAGAAUAUAUUUUUAUUAGCAUUAUUCCACCAGCUGCCUGGAUGGGUUAGUUAUGGGAGGGUUGGAAGAAGAAGAAGGAACUUAUCAGGAACUGAAGUGAACCAAUAGUGCCAUUAUCAAAGAAUUCCACUUGGAAUUAUAUUGUUGCAGAAUCUGAUUCCAUGUUUAAUCAAAAUUUGACUUAAUCAUCUAGGAGGGACAAAAACAAAAAGUUUUCAGCAUACAGUGCAAUUCAUAGAAGUUUUCGAGCAUAAGACAUCUAGGUUUAAGACAAAUAAUAUUACCGUCAUAUCAAAUCUUUAUUCGCAAUUCAUAGGAUGUUGAUUGGCUUUAAAUAUGGUAUGGUUUAAAACAAACAGAGAGAUCCACACAAUGGAUUGGUGGCACAUAAGAAAAGCUGGUUUCUUUUUUGGUGGGAACGAUCGAAAUGGACAGAAGUGAGGCUGAUUAAGGUUUUCUGUACUGUGCUUCUUAAUCAUUGUUUAAUUCCUCUAAGUGCAGUAGAUUAAGCAGCAAGUGGCAUUAGCAGGAUAGAUCUCAAAGCUCAAAAGAUGGAGGUAAAGAGAAUUAAGGAGAAAGUGUGGUGGUGGGACAGAGGGGGAUUAGCAUUAGGGAAGAGCUCUCUGUCUCUUCACUAAUCUCAUCUCUGGGUUUCUUAGUAUUGAAGGAAAAUCUGGCAAUGGCUACGUGGUUGCUCUUCCAUCUGGGCUUUUUCCUUGAGGGGCCUCCUUUAACGGCCCAUUCUCAACGACUUUCUUCUUUUGUUUUCUCCACUACAUCUGAGUAUUUUAUUUUCUUACUCUGAAAGUGGUUUUAGUUAGUGGACCGGUAGCCGGUAGGGCUGCAAAUGAGUCAAGAUAUGCGACACAACGUUAGUUUUGGGAAAAUUUAUGUUGGACAUUCGGCUCGUUUGUUAAUGAUGCGAGGUUGACCUAAAUCUUAUGUGACUCACAAGAUGCGGGAGCCAAUUAAACUUGGUGACUUGUUGAGUUCAACUCGUGAGCUAAACUCAGUUUGAGCUACGAGCUGGCUCGUCGGUAUGGGUAGCGAGCCACGUCAACUAGCAACUUUUGAGGGAAUCGAUUAAUAGCUUACCAUUGCCUUGUUGAUAAUUCAUAGGCUUGUUAGAUUCUAUAUCUCACCACAUAUGAUGUUUAAGAAUUCGAGCACGUGAUCAAAUAUGUCUCAUUUAUAAUUUAAAAGAUAAAUUAUGUAUCAUAAAUUGGUAAAGAUACUAAUUACUAUUAAAUAACAUGAUAUGCAUAAUUAAAAAUUUAGAACUAAAUGAUAUGAUACUUGAACUCGAUUCGAUCUCGCGAGCUGAUUAAUGAAUCGAGCUUUGAGAACUCAUUAAUAAGCCGAGCUCAAAUUAGGCUAAAACUUGACUCGACUCAUUUGUGAAACUAGCGACACUAUCUAGCAAAGCCAUCCAAACAAGCUAGCUCCAUUAUGGUUCGGGAAGACGGCUACAUUACUACACGAGUAUUAGUUGUUUGGCGUGAAUAAGCAUCAUGUUGCGAUUCAUUCUUCUGAACAUGCACAAUCCUUUUGACCUACCUAAUGUAACUAGCAGCAGCAUGAUCAUAUCUGCAGGCCAAAGAUAUCAUCAAAGUGGGGAAUAAUUAUCCAUGAAAUAUUAGAUAAUAAUGGAGCUGUUGGCAAGUAAGGAUAUUCUUGAAGAAUAUGGGCAGAUUAGGAAAGGGAGCCAGCUAUUUGCACCCCCAUAGGAUGAAAGGAGAACAGAACACCCUCCACUUUUGCAGAAUUCAGAUAGAAAAUGAGUCAUGCAACCUAGAAACUGUGAAUUCAUUCUGUUUGCCACUAUGCUUCACCAUUAGGUGCCCUGCUGAAUCAGCUUCUGAAGUGGUUCGAAUAUUAUGGCCAGUUUGUAAGACAACAAGAUGAUAUUUUAUCAGGAAAAAAGAAGCAGACAGAAACCAUCAAUAAUACAAUGAAAAGAAGGAUCAAAAGAGGAGAAAAGAAGAAGAAAUGCAUCCUCUCCCUCCACAACAUGCAUAAUUAGCCAAUUUAAAUUUAUGGGUUUGGUUCAUAUUUGAGGUAUAUCCUAAAUAAUUCUAAUAAAAAUAUUUUCAAUCAUUAAAAAAAAAAACCAUUUGAAAUCAUGAAAUCAAACCGAAUAACACACCAUGCUAACCUCAUAUCACACCAUCGAAUCAUUCCAACACAAUAUGCACACUGUCAAUAAAGCUAAAAUGGAAUGUGGGGAAUACAAUACCUUCCUAUGAAAAUUUUAAAAUAAAAAUUACUAGUGAAUCAGAUUUCAUUUUAGUUCCCAACUUAGAGAACAAAAAAGGUGAUCAUAUAAGAUACGCCUACUCUCCCUUUCUCCUAUAUAUAUCUCACUUCUCACAACUUAAACCUUCCAAGGAACAGCUCAACAAAAACAGAGCAACACUACCACUCAACAAAAAGAAAGCAAAGGAAAAGAAGAGAAAAGUAAAGAAAACAGAGCAUCCUCUGUUUUCCCCUGUUCUUCCCUUUGUAAUAUCUACUGCUCUGUUUUUCUUCCUGCUACUCCGUUCCAUGCUUUCUGGGAAUCUAUAUCAGGCACGAAUAGAGGUUUUAUCUGUUUUGUCCCUGCUCGGAGAGAUGGCAGCUACCAUGAUUUCUUUGGGUUACCAAUUCGCUCUCGAGUGAAAGAAUAUUCCUUUCUGCAACCUUGUAAAGACGAUUAAAAAAAAGUUCGUUUCUUUUUAGUGUUUGAAUUGAUUAAGUGAAGAUGGAUUCGUUCAGCAUCACCAACCUCAAGGCCGUGAAAGCAAAGGCGAUCCGAAAGCACAGGAAGAUCGAGAAGAUCACCAACAUGUUCAGGUUGCUGGAAAUCCUGGUCGUUCUGGCCGUGGUUUCCAGAUUCUCAAUUCACCUCCCAGUUGCCGCCAAGAUCUCCGGCGAUUACAUCAAGGAUGCAGUGCUCGCUCUCGCCAGCCCGCGGUUCGUAUUCGUCGUGGGGAACGUGAUAGUGAUAGUCCUCUUCACCAAGUCCGGCCAGUUUCCGGGCCAAGACCGGAAGGGAAAGAAAAGCACAAAAGCUGAUCUUUACGAGGAAUUCGUGGAAAUGAGCGGAAAGGUUCCACAGCAGCCUUCACCUGUGGAACAGAGGGCUGAAACAGAGUACAGAAGAAAACAGAGCAAAAGUACAGAGAUUGUUGUCAGGGAAGAGGGUUCUUCCCCUGCUUCCUUAGGGAUCGUGAAGAGUUAUGAGAGGAGUCAAUCGGAGAAGCUGCCUGCUACUAAAUGGAUUGUGAGCAAGUCUGAGAAGGAACUUAAGCGAUCCGUGACGGAGAAGUUCAACGACAAGAGGAGUAAUGGUUGUGGUGAGGAAGUAAAGACGAAGAAGAAGGAGAAGGGUUCGUUUCCAGAGGACAAGAUGAGCAGCGAGGAGUUCAAGAGCACGAUUGAGGCCUUCAUUGAACGGCAGAAGAGGUUCCGAAGAGACGAAGAGAUCUCUGUAUAGACUGUAUUUGUGGGUUGAAGAAAAAACCAGAGCUUCUUUUGGCUUGGCUUGCUUCUAUACAGAUGAAGAACCUAAUGGAUGGUUUGUACAUUGCUAUCGAAAACCAGACACGCAAUGUAAAAAAGGAAUAUCAUCGACUAUAAAUGUUGUGUUUUUGUCCAUUUUAGCUUCCAAGUUUUCUCUGUCAAGUUGAAAGGAAAAGUUGGUUUUAGAUACUGGUGUGGUAAAUGUAUCAGCUUUGCACAGCGAGACACCUGAUUUAGGUCUCGUUAUGGUCAUUAUGAAGAAUAUCACUUACGAUAGAUAUCGAAGAUCUUGUGCUUGAGUUCAUCUACUACGACGAAUUAGCUUACAGUUAUAGCGAACGAGAUUCACCGUAACUUCUGCGAAAAAGGACCCUAGCCAAAAUGGAUUUAGAUAAAUCCAACUGUAAAAGUGGGAGAAACUUUACUGGAACUAAUGGGAAUUUGAAAUAUGCUGGCUGCUGAUGUGAGGAGAAUUCGGAUUCCAAAGGACAUGAACUUGGCAUAUGAUGACACUGAUAUUCUCAUCUUGAUGGGAUAAAAAGAUAUGGCAUGAAGUGGUGGUAGAUUUGUAUUCACAUUCUGCUCCACAAAGUAAAAGAAAAGAGAUAAGAAGAGCAAAGAAAAGAGGGAGGGGGGAAAAAGGAAACAAACCCCAUAAUUCAAAGAUUCCUGAGAACUGCUCAUUGGCCAAAUGGUUCAAAAAACUUGCAGACAUGAACAGGGGACCAGAAAAGCAAGAAAGAGUGAUACUUUUGGAGUGAAUUGAGUGAGUGAGGGCAAUCCAAUCCACGCUGUGUAGGGAAAAGAGCUCUCACUCGUUCAAAGUUCAAACUGGUGCCUAAUCUAAAAUCUGAUUCCUGACUCAGCAGUGUCGCCUGAGCCAGAGCCAGUGAGGCUGACAAGACAUAAAAAGCUAAGGCAGAGAACGAACCCUCCAAAAAGAAGCCAGGGCAUAGGCUAAUGAGUAAAGGGUUCUAAGAGCU